Penicillium arizonense is the source of this 2619-nucleotide messenger RNA. RefSeq lists its product as uncharacterized. The record is from RefSeq and is a predicted model, not a curated record. Bases 1 to 2619 code for a protein of 872 amino acids. Gene Ontology annotation, biological process: GPI anchor biosynthetic process. The transcript has 7 exons. Gene Ontology annotation, molecular function: mannose-ethanolamine phosphotransferase activity. Gene Ontology annotation, cellular component: endoplasmic reticulum membrane. Lineage: Eukaryota; Fungi; Ascomycota; Eurotiomycetes; Eurotiales; Aspergillaceae.
AUGUACAUGUACAACAUUAAGGUGGUGGAUCGAGGUGUGCACACGGUCACCAAGCUGGCGGAAGGUUUUUACGGAGAUGAUAAGACUUCCUUCAUUUUCACUGCGGAUCAUGGAAUGAACGACCUGGGCAGCCAUGGUGACGGCUACCCGGACAACACACGGAGCCCCCUGGUUGCUUGGGGUUCUGGCGUGGCGCGGCCUGUGACCAGCAAGACUGGUAUUGCGCCUGGACAUGAGGAUGGGCUUUCAACGGACUGGGUAUUUGACCAUGUCCAACGACAUGACAUCGAGCAAGCCGACGUUGCCGCUCUCAUGGCGUACCUGGUUGGCGUCGAGUACCCCGUCAACUCUGUUGGUCAGUUGCCGCUGGAUUAUCUUGAUGCGAAUCCCAAGGAAAAGGCGCUCGCUGCCUUGGCCAACACCCAGGGUGUCUUGGAAAUGUACCGUGUUAAGGAGGAGCAGAACAAUUCAUCGGUGCUCCGAUAUGUGCCCUUUCAGCCUCUAUCUGGCGACGGAGAGACCUCCAUUGAAGGACGUGUCGCCAACCUGAAGGCGCUCAUCUCUAAUGGAGCGUACGAGGAUUCCAUUACUUUGUCGCAUGAGCUGCUUGCUGUCGGUCUCGCGAGCCUGCGCUAUCUGCAAACAUACGAUUGGCUAUUCCUGCGAACAAUCGUCUCUUAUGGUUAUUUGGGCUGGAUUGCCUACGCCUUGACGACGCCAGCAUCUCGUUUUUUUUCGUCUAUAUUUGUGGCGCUGUUCUCUGUUAUUUUGUACUAUGGAUCUUCAUGGCGCUACUACUUCUACGUGUUCUUCCCUGUUUUCUUCUGGAAGGAAGACUUUGCCCGUCGCAAGGCCCUGAUCGCCUGCCGCAAGCUGGUGGCAUUCCUUGGUGUACUCGAAGCACUGGUCCAAUCGUAUUUCCCUCGUGAGAUCUUUACUGUCGGCUUCACUCUAACCGCUUUUUGGCCCUUCGCCUACGACUUCCAAUUCCUUCGCACCCAUGUCCUCCCUACAGACCCGUUAAGGUCUGCUGUUUGGCAACCAGGUGGUUGGGUUCGUGGUCAUGGCAGCUUCUGUUACCUGCCAUUCGUCCUCCAACUGUACCCGAACAGUCACUAUCUACACCGACUGAUGAUCAUCUUCUUGUCCUUCUCCCCGGCAUUCAUCAUCCUCGCCAUUUCCUGGGAGGGUCUCUUCUACGAGGUGUUCUGCAUGACCCUUAUGACAUGGGUCCGCCUAGAACACGCAGUCUACAUCAACACAGCAGGAUCCAAUAUGGCUGUGUACCGUAACAAGACCCGACGAUGCCUGGAUCCCGAACGCAAUCUAGAAGACCACUCGACCCAGGUCCUGGCGCACGUGUCCACUCAAUUAUACGAUAUCACACGACGAUAUAAAUGCGAGAGCGCAGCGUCGCCAACGCCCUCGCAGCAUCGCUAUUCAACAGAACUCCCAGAUCCAGCUCAUUCCAUGGCCAGGCCAGUGCCUCUUGAGCGCCUCAGACGCCGUCGCAGGCUCGUCACCUGCCCAGCAUGCCGACAGACGGCCAAGACGAUCCACAUCCGCGAGCCGUAUCGCAACGUCGACAUUUUCUUGAUGAUAUGGACCAGCAUUCUUCUAUUUCCUAUAUUUGAGAACUUUCGUGGGCCCGGAGGCGCAUGGGUGACGCAGUACUGCUCGCGGUGCGGCCUCCGGCUCGUCGCGUUCCUCUCGCUGCCGCGAGGCCACUAUAUCCACGCCAAAGACGCCUCACUACAGGCUCUUCCAACUGGGGAGGUGGUCGAAGGAGCCAAGGUCCGGUCCUGUCCUUCCCCGCUAGGUCCGCCCGAACCCGUCGACGGAGCCACCAUCUUGAACUACCCCCGCCGCUACCAACACCUCCAGAGCACAACAACCCUUCAGGUUGACAUAGACCCAGGGAACAGCCUUCCCAGUGUCGUUUGGGACGCCACCAGGAAACAGAAGCUGCACCGCAUCGAGCACCUCAACGGCUACGACCCAGCCGCCGCGUACCACGCCCGCUUCCUCUGGCCGGACAAACACACCGCGUCGGAGCUCCUCCCCCGGCGGCCAUGGGCGUUCUCUGACGCCUGCAUCUCCGUGGCCGAUGCGCGCAGCGGCCGGUGCGUCGGCGCAAGCCAGCUCGCGCAGCAGUCGUGGGACACGGUCAUAUAUCUACCACACAACCUUGCCGCGACGAAAGGUUCACCUCACGCAGAGAAUUCAGCGUACCGGGUAUACAAUUGCUGGGUCGGACAGGACAGGGAAGUCUUCUCCCGGCAGUGCCCGCAGUUCUUCGUCCCGGACACGAGAGGCAGCACGCUCCUGUGGACGGUGCGUCGCAUCGUCACUGCCGACGAGCGCGAGGGCCGAGCGAAGCCGACAGCGCGACUCGUCCUGCUGGACGGGUACGACCGCCUCGUGGCCGCGAAUGAUGGGGCGUGGACCAGUAAGCAGAGCUCCGGCAAGGAGAGGAAGUGCAACGUUCUACGCAUCUAUACUCCGUUGGACGAUGGCCUCGUUGACGCAGUGGUGGUUAGCUACACAGUGCUUUGCGCACAGAUGCUGCGGAGGAUUCAAUGGGAUCAAAUUUCCUCGGAUGAGACGAGUCCAUCGUAG